This is a messenger RNA of Paramecium tetraurelia, 2061 nucleotides long. RefSeq lists its product as uncharacterized. NCBI's taxonomy places the organism in Eukaryota, Ciliophora, Oligohymenophorea, Peniculida, Parameciidae. The transcript is spliced from 2 exons. The record is from RefSeq and is a predicted model, not a curated record.
AUGAACAAUAAAUCAUAUAGACAAGAUGAAAGCCUCGUUGAACCUGAUUUAACUUAAGUAUAAUAGAUUGAUCAGGAUCCUUUUUUAUAGGAAGAAAUUCUUCCUUCAGAAAAUUAGGAGAUAGAUGUAUUAGAAGAAACAUAAAAUAUUACCUUCAACUUUACUAAUAUCAAGACUUUUAUGAUUGAAAUCCCAGAUUUUGCAAAAUUGUUCUCUUUAUAACGAUAUUACUAUUAAGAAUUAAAAUAAUUUCUUACAAGUUUAGAAUUGAAUUUUCAGAUUGUAAAAGAAGGGCUGAAAAUUCAAACAGAGGUAGAAGAUGAGCAUCACGAGGGGAUAUAAAAUGAAAUAAAUAAAUAUCUUAAAAUAAUAUACACAAAAAAAUUAGCUUUGGAUUAUGAUAGUUCGCGUACAUUUUUUCGGUCUAAUUAUAUUUAGAAAGAGUGUUAACAAUAAUAGUAUUUUAUUGUUAAAUAAAAAAAUUAUGAUUAAAAAAUAGAAAUUCAUUUGGUAAGCAAAAAUGAGAGUAUUGGUGUUGUUGCUUCAAAUUUGGAAUAAAAAUUAAAAGGCUUAAGAAUAUUUUUCUAAGAUGUUGUUAAUCAUAUGACUACUCCAAAAGUUAAUAUAGAUCACAAAACCUUACUUGGAACUUUAAGGCAGGUUUAUUUUCAAAAAAUUAUCUCUGAUGAUCUUGAGAAAUAGCUUCCAAAUAUAGAAUUCGUCGAUGUCAUUGACAAAAAAAAGACAUUCAGUUCUGCCAUACUUGGACUUCAUUUUCCUUUUGAUUUAUAAGGAAAAUCCUUACUAUGUUAAGAGAUUUUUUAGUAUAUUAAAAAAAGAAUUGAAUCUCUAUUAGUAAUAUUCAUAUCAUUUGAAAUACAAGUGGAUUAUUUGAAUUAGGCUAGAAAAAUUGAAAAUCAAAUCAAUAAUUUUAAAUAGGAAACUCGCUUUUUAUGUGUUUGCCAAGUUGAUUAAUCUCUAAAAGUUAUUGCAAUUUUGGGUACUCCUGAAAGCAUUAAAAUAAUUUUUAAUGAAUAAUUAAAACAGAGGGAGAAAGAAUUUAGCAAAGAAUUUUUUAAAACCUUCAAAGUAAAUAUUUUAUAGAAGAAUUUUGAUUUUAAUUCAACAUAAUAGAUGGGCACAUUUUAAUCUCAAAUCGUUGAGUUCGUAAAGAAAAAAAAGGAGAUAGAAAUAUUAAGUUAAGAAUAACUGUACUCACUGAAGUUCAUUACUAAAGUCUCAUUCGAAUCAUAUUGUACAUAUUUUAAUCAAUUAGGCAACUUAAUCACUUUUAUCUGUGAUAAGAAAAUUGGAUAAGCCACUGAAAAAGCAUUGAGCGAGGAUUUAAAAAAAAUCAAUUCUAAAAUAAAAGACUUCAAUCUUAAUGGAAAAUUUUUUACAUAAUUGGAAAAAAUUCCUGAUCGAAUUAAAAAUAUGAAUAUAGCAGUCUAGUAGAACCAAGAGUAGGCGAGGAAUCAAAAUCAGAAUUAGAAACAACAAUAAAAAGUAAUUGAAAAACCGAUUCCUUAAUAAAACCUCCCUUAAGUUCAAAAUCCUAUUAUUUAAUAAAAUUAAAAACAAUAACAAAUUAUUAAAAUUACAGACUCUAAGGAUGAAUAGUAAGAGUAGUUAGUUGAUUUGUUUGUGGGUAAACAUUAACAUUAUGAAAAUGUGAAAGAAGAAAAAAUAGUUUUUAAGGAUUUUAUUGUUUAAGAAAUUUUAGAUGGAAAUGGUAAAAUUAAAAUUAGCGAAGAAUAUGAUAAACAUUUUAAAAAAUUGACAAAUAACAAUUAGAACGUAGAAGUUGGUCACAUUUCCAUAACAGAAAAGCACCUUAUGUCAUUAAAAGCCUUUGAUAAGGAAAUAAAAAUAUAUCCAAAAGUUAACUAUAUUUAACGCCAACUUGAUGAAAUAAUUCUUUUAGUUUGGGUUAAUGGAAAUGCUGACAAAAAUAAGGAUGCUGAAAAUAUGGAAAUUUUUGGACAAAUAAACAAAUAAGAUGAAUUUUAUAUGGUGAAUUAAGAUAACUAAAUUCUUCCUAUUCACAAAAUUUAGAAGUGA